This is a messenger RNA of Stegastes partitus (bicolor damselfish), 638 nucleotides long. RefSeq names its product mucolipin-3-like. Lineage: Eukaryota; Metazoa; Chordata; Actinopteri; Pomacentridae. The record is from RefSeq and is a predicted model, not a curated record. Gene Ontology annotation, cellular component: lysosomal membrane; plasma membrane. The transcript is spliced from 4 exons. Gene Ontology annotation, molecular function: NAADP-sensitive calcium-release channel activity. The annotation marks the transcript as partial.
CUUCUCAUCUUGCUCAUCGUCUCCCCACCCAGGAGUACGUGCAGUAUUUCAAGCACAAACUCGGCCGCAGCGUGAGCUGGGGAGACCGGAUGGAGUUCAUCAACGGCUGGUACAUCCUGCUCAUCAUCAGCGACAUGUUCACCAUCGUCGGCAGCUUCAUCAAGAUCGGGAUUGAGUCCAAGACGUUGUCGUCAUACGACGUGUGCGGGAUCCUGCUGGGAACCUCCACCCUGCUGGUGUGGGUGGGAGUCAUCCGCUACCUCAGCUUCUUCCAGAAAUACAACAUCUUGAUCGUGACUCUAAGAGCUGCCUUUCCCAACGUUAUCCGCUUCUGCUGCUGUGCGGCUGCCAUUUAUCUGGGAUACUGCUUCUGCGGCUGGAUCGUGCUGGGGCCCUAUCACACCAAGUUCCGCUCGCUGUCCACCGUGUCCGAGUGCCUCUUCUCCCUCAUCAACGGAGACGACAUGUUCGUGACGUUCGCCGAGAUGGAGCAGAGCGGCACGCUGGUGUGGAUCUUCAGCCAGGUCUAUCUCUACACCUUCAUCUCGCUCUUCAUCUACAUGGUGCUGUCGCUCUUCAUCGCGCUCAUCACCGGAGCCUACGACACCAUCAUGGUACAGUCGCUGCAUCACUUAUAG